GUAAGAUUUAAUAUUUAUAAAUAUUGAAUUAAUAUUUUUAACUUGUUUUAUAAUAGUUUAAAUAUUCUCAUGUUUAAUAUAAUAAUCUGCAAAAACUGCAAUUUUAUACAUGAAUUGUAAUUUGUCUCACUAUAUAAUUAAAUAAUAAAAGUAUUAACUAGUUUUAAAAUUUAUUUUAUCAAAUUAAAAUAUAUCAAUCUAUUUUAAAUAUUUGAUAUAUUAUAUUUUACAAGCUAGGUGAUAUUAAUUUUAAAUAUUGAUUUUUUAUAUUAUUCACAUUUCUAAAUUUAGAUAUGUUUAAAAUACAUGAAUUUACGUUUUAUGUGUAUAUCUUUAAUUUUGUUUUAAAUUUAUAAAACUGAUAAAAUUAUUAAAUUAACUAACUAUAUUUAUUAUGUGGUUUCAUAAUUUAGUUAUGUUUAUAGUAUAUAGUAAUAUUAUGAAUUAAUCAGUUAGAAAUUGGUUUUACUAUAUUACUAUAUAUAUAUAUUUCAAAUAUUUAAUGGUAUAAUUUAUAAAUAAAACCUAGCUAAAUGAUCCAUAAAAUGGGUUUAAUUUUGAUAUAUUAAAUCAAAUGAAUUUAGAAAAGAAAAUAAAUAGAGUAAAAGAAAAUAAAUGUAAUGACAAGAUUUAUGAGGCCCAAUCUUGUUAAACUUGUAAACAAAACAGAGUAUAAAAAGAAAAACAGAGGAGAUUCCCUCGGCAUCUCCGAAUCGAAUCUGAGAAAGAGGAAGAAGCUAAGCUUGGAGAUCGAUGUUAGAGGGUAUUAGAUGCACCAAGUUGGAUUGACCUGGGAUCUCAAUUCCUUCACGCAGCUCGUCCUCACCCUCUUCCUCCUCUCCUUCGCUCUCCUCUUCUUUGUCAAACGCACGGCCGCCAAGUACUUCGAGGUCGGCGGCGGCGGCGGCUCCGACAGCGACCUCCGCCGAGAUUUCAUGGUUCCCGACGCGUCUGAGUGCUCCGUCUGUGGGAAUCUCACCACCAAGAAGUGCUCUCGCUGCAAAUCCGUUCGUUACUGCUCUGCGGAGUGCCAAAGGUCAGACUGGAACGCGGGGCAUAAACUAAAAUGCAAGGUGGUUAAGAGUACUACUGGUUUGAAAGCUUCUCUGUUUGGGAAUGGCUCUGCGUCUAAAACUGCAUUGUCUCCUAAGCUGAGCCAAAUCAUCAAGCCAGGAGACGUUCUUUUCCCAUACGAAACUUUUGUUCAGUACUUUAACUGGGACAAACCUGGUUUGGCACCUUGUGGGCUCACCAAUUGUGGAAACAGUUGUUUUGCUAAUGUGGUUCUGCAAUGCCUUUCCUGGACACGCCCUCUCGUUGCGUACCUACUAGAGAGAGGCCACAAGAGAGAAUGUAGACGCAAUGAUUGGUGCUUUCUCUGCGAGUUUGAAACUCAUCUCGAAAGAGCAAACAUAAGCCGGUUUCCUUUUUCACCAAUGAACAUUAUUUCACGGUUACCAAACAUUGGUGGAAAUCUUGGGUAUGGGAGACAGGAAGAUGCUCAUGAGUUGAUGAGGUUUGUGAUUGACAUGAUGCAAUCUGUUUGCCUUGACGAGUUCGGUGGAGAAAAGGUGGUGCCUCCUCGUGCUCAAGAAACAACCCUUAUACAAUACAUAUUUGGCGGUCUCCUUCAGUCGCAGGUCCAGUGUACUGUUUGCAGUAAUGUUUCUGACCAAUACGAAAAUAUGAUGGACUUAACUGUUGAGAUCCACGGGGAUGCGGUAUCAUUAGAGGAAUGUCUCGAUCAGUUCACAGCUAAAGAAUGGCUUCAGGGAGAUAACCUUUACAAAUGUGAUAGAUGUAAUGACUACGUGAAGGCAUGUAAGCGCCUUUCAAUCCGUUCUGCCCCUAAUAUACUUACAGUUGCCUUAAAAAGAUUCCAGGGUGGGAGGUUUGGUAAACUGAACAAAAGAAUUAGUUUUCCAGAGACAUUUGAUCUUGGCCCUUACAUGAGCUGUUGUGGAGGAGAAGGAUCAGAUGUAUACAAACUCUACGCUGUGAUUGUCCAUUUAGAUAUGUUGAAUGCUUCAUUUUUCGGCCACUACAUCUGCUACGUUAAGGACUUCCGAGGAGACUGGUAUAGAAUAGACGAUUCUGAGGUGGAAAAAGUUGAACUAGAAGAUGUCCUUUCUCAACGAGCAUACAUGCUUCUCUACAGCAGGGUUCAGGCCAGACCAUCAAGUCUUAGAUCAGAAGAAGUUCAAGACGAGAAGAAAACAGAUACAGUGGACACAGAGGCUAGCGAAGAUGGCUCUGUUGAGAGUUCCGGGGCGGGAACAAAUGGUGCCAGUGUGUCUUCGAUGUGCAACGGCAUCAUCUCACAUUCAGAAAACCCUGAAUGCAAAAAAGAUUCAUCAUCUUCGGCAUCAUCCACUGUCUCUGAAGUUGCUGAGAGGGUUGAUACAGUAGAUUCUGAAUCAAACCCUUCUAUUGACAUGGAACAUGAUUCUGGAACAGAUCAUCAAGAAGAAGCGGCAGCAAAUGGGAAAGAAGAUUCAACGGUUGAAAAUCCGGCUGUUGAUUCUCCUUGUUCGGACAUUACUACUACAUCUCUGUCUGCUACUACAGAGUCCAAACAUAUAGAGAAAGAGGAUUCAGACACUGAGAUGAUUGAUAAUGCUGAAUCAAUCCAAAAGGAUGGUGAAGAUAAACAAGGGAGCUUCUAACUUAACAAUAAUGCUGGCAAAUUUGUUUUAGCCGCUGCGACUUGUGGUGCCUGAAGGAUACUUAGUCAUGUGUGAGAUAUAGAAACUUCAGGAUCCGGAAGUACGUAGUGAGUUAUUCUUUUGACUUUAUUUGUCUGUUUAAAUAGAUUUUACCAUUGAACCCGAAACUCUUAUAGCAAGAACGAUUAGUGGAGGACGAACUCAGUGAUACCUUUGUGCUUGUUUUGGUUUGGAAAAUACAGAAAUCAAACUCUGA
This is a messenger RNA of Brassica rapa (field mustard), 2922 nucleotides long. RefSeq names its product ubiquitin carboxyl-terminal hydrolase 19. Gene Ontology annotation, cellular component: nucleus; cytosol. The record is from RefSeq and is a predicted model, not a curated record. Gene Ontology annotation, molecular function: cysteine-type deubiquitinase activity. Lineage: Eukaryota; Viridiplantae; Streptophyta; Magnoliopsida; Brassicales; Brassicaceae. Gene Ontology annotation, biological process: protein deubiquitination.